AUGACAGGACAACAAAUGCAUUUGCCUUGGUGGCCAUUACUAUAUGGCACACUGGAGGUUACCACACAGCAGGUAUUGGCUGCAGUCGUAACAUCAGCAAUCGAGAAGAGUAGUGGUCCUGAUGGCGGUGGACAUCAUGGUCAUUAUUCAACAACGACAGCAAGGAGUAUACCGAACACUAAAUCCACAACAGUUUCAACAUCAUUCCAGCCAUUUAGUUCUAAUAGCCCAGAGAAACAUCUAGUUUUAUCACCACAACCACUAACACCAAGGCAAUCUUCCGGUUCUAACCACAACAACUCCUAUGCCUCCAAUGCAUCAAUGUCUUCGAAAGUAUUUCCAGCAGCAGCAGCAACAACAUUAUUACCCACACCGUCAUCAGCAGCAUCAUCAUCGGCAUCAUUAGUGACCAAUAUAGUGGAACGGACCAUAAACACAGUUGAGAAUGUCAGUAAUAGAUUUUCACAUUCCCCAGAUGCUUUUGUGGCUGUCACUCCGGGCAUGACAUUGCUAAGCAAUUUCACAUGGUCAGCGACAUCAACGACAGAAGCAGCAGCAUCAUCAGCAGUAGCCACGAACGUUAGCAGUAACCCCAGCUCAUAUGUGAUCUCAAAUAUAGCCAGCGACACUGACAUCAAUGUUACUGCCUCCAAUUUCUCAGCAUCCCCGUUCUCCGUCGCCGCCUCACCCUCCUCCUCCCCCUUUACCACCACAAUGAUGAUGAUAUCAACAUCAACGUCGCCACCAUCAGUCGAUUCCUAUUUGAUUGGUAUGGCAUGGCCGAAGGCAUUGGUCGUUGCCAUAUUUAUGCUGUUGAUAUUGGUCACUGUGGUCGGUAAUACUCUGGUGAUUUUAUCCGUAUUGACAACACGUCGACUGCGUACAGUGACAAAUUGUUUUGUCCUUAAUUUGGCCAUAACCGAUUGGCUGGUGGGUACUUGUGUUAUGCCACCUGCCGUUAUGGUUUAUAUUGUGGGAAGUUGGCCGCUUGGAUGGAUUUUAUGUGAUAUAUGGAUAUCGUUGGAUGUCUUACUUUGCACAGCAUCUAUAUUGAGUUUAUGUGCCAUUAGCUUAGACAGAUAUUUGGCCGUUACCCAACCACUGACAUAUUCCAAGAAUCGUCGGACAAAACGUUUGGCCCUACUAAUGAUAUUUAUCGUUUGGGUGACAGCCUUAUCCAUCACCUGUCCACCAUAUUUGGGAUGGUACGAACCAGGUCGGCGUGUGGAUGGCAACACUGUCUGUCGUUACAAUCAAAAUAAAGGCUACGUGGUAUUUUCGGCAAUGGGUUCAUUUUUUAUACCACUCGCUGUUAUGCUGUAUGUCUAUUUGAAAAUUGGUUAUGUUUUGACAUCACGUCGUCAAAGGAUUGUUAGAGAUGCGAAUUCCGAACGAACGGCUGACCACGAUAUCGACUGUGAUAAUUUUCUCUCUGAAUCGGAGCAUUUUCAAUGUGGACCACAAAAAUUCCCCUCGUUUAAGUCACGCUGGACGGUGGAGACAACAACAAAUGGCAGUUCGUCAAAUAGUAAACAGAACAGUUUGAAAUGUAGUAAAUGUAAUAAAAACUAUGUACAUCGUGAUAGUCUGAAACAUCAGGCUUCAUUCUAUGAGCUGGUGGAGAUAUCACGUCUAUCUACACAAAUACCAUGCACAUCGAUCAAUUGUAAAUACGGUGAUGGUAGUUGUACGCCGGCAAAUAGUUCUGUAAGUUAUGCUUUGGCAGAGGGAAGGGCAGCCACCUUGCCUAUGCAGCAGUUACACUGUAGCGAUAGCCGGUCGUCAUUCUCGGAGACAUGUUUGGCUCAUGCCAUGGCCGUACAGUCGGGAAAAUAUACCCUAUCAAAUGGUCAGUUACAGGAGAGAUCACAACAGGCGGCAGCGACUUUGAAUGGCAGUCAUCAUCCGCAUGCCCAUCACCACCACCAUCAUCAUCAUCAUCGUGUCCCAAUGAGAGUUUCAACAACAAAACGUGAUACGAAAACCGCCAAAACCCUUACCAUGGUUAUGGGUGGCUUCAUUGCCUGCUGGUUGCCAUUUUUUGUCUACUAUCUGCUGAUACCGUUCCUGCCGCCGGCCUAUGUCUCGGAGGGGUUAAUGUCGUUUUUGACCUGGGUCGGAUGGGUAAACUGUGCCAUCAAUCCAUUCAUCUAUGCUUUCUACAAUCCGGACUUCCGUACAGCCUUUUGGCGCUUAACAUGCAAACGUAUUUGCAAACAAAGGCCACCGCCCAAUCAUGUGGCCAUAUUUCGUGGAUAA
Molecule: messenger RNA, 2259 nt
Organism: Musca vetustissima
Lineage: Eukaryota; Metazoa; Arthropoda; Insecta; Diptera; Muscidae
Gene: TyrRII
Product: putative tyramine receptor 2
Exons: 5
Coding region: 1-2259 (752 amino acids)
Biological process (GO): adenylate cyclase-activating adrenergic receptor signaling pathway
Cellular component (GO): membrane
Molecular function (GO): G protein-coupled receptor activity
Source: RefSeq, a predicted model, not a curated record